AUGCCUCCUCGAAUACAAUUCUUAGAUGAGUCGAAUGAGAUUCGGUCGCAGUAUUCAGAUGAUGCAUAUUAUCCGUUUCAUAGUCCCCUUGCUGCUCAGGCCUUCUCACCGCAGACCCAAUCUUCCCUUAGCGGGGGCAACCAUACAGGUACGCCGCCGAAUGCAGCAAUAACACCUACGGAGGGACUCACAGUCUUGUCGCUGCUCAACUCUGAAUCCCCGGCACAAACACACACGCCUGGUAUUCCUUCACCAUUCGAUCAUCACAUGCAAUCCAGCAUCUCUCAGCCACAUGAGUCCCGCACUUUCGUCUACCAGCAAACACCAGGUGAGCCAAUUCUCUGGCCGCUCGAACACGAACAGGAGGCCAUGCUGCUCCGACACUACAUUGAAAAUGUAGCGCUAUUUUUCGACAUGAUCGACAACGAGUGUCAUUUUGCGAUUCAUGUUGUGCAGAGAGCGAAGAAUGACAGUACUUUGAUGAACGCAAUUCUAGCUCUGUCUGCUCGGCAACUUAGCCGGACUACCGACUUUGAUCCAUACAUUGCAGACGCAUACUACCAACGAUGCUUUGAUACGCUGAUUCCCGCGCUCAAUAAUAACAACAUUGCCAAAGAGGACGAGUCGUUGCUCGCGGCAACCAUCAUUCUACGGCUGCUUGAAGAGAUGAACAUUUCGAUCGUCGGCAACGACCCACAGGGUCAUCUCUUCGGUACUCAGGCCAUCAUUCGUGCAGCCGAGCAGUCCUACGCUGCAACGACUGGGCCAAGCUCUCGGCAAGCAAUAUAUUGGGCCGCCUUUCGUCAGGAACUCUGGAUAUCCUUGAUGACGCAACGUGCUUUCCAAUUACAUAUCUUCCCCGCUGAUCGUUCUCUUGAGCCUGCCAACGACUCUAUUUGGGCCAAUCGUACCAUCGCACAUGUUGGUGACGUGUGCAACUUUGCCUUUGGAGAGGACAGACACAGCGUUACACGCUAUGGUCAGCUUAUCGACGAAAACAGAGCUUGGAGGACACGACGUCCUGACAGUUUCGACCCUUUUUACUACCGACAGGAUCGGGAUGGCAGCGGCCGCAACUUCCCCGACAUACGCCUCCACGAGAAGACACAUGUCAUGGGUACACAAUAUAACACACUUGCUCACAUGCUGUUGGUCGUGCAUGACCCCACUAUUCCCCAGCUGGGCCCAGCUCACAAACAAUCUCGUGCAGUCGUCGAUAGAAUGGUGCAGGAUGACGUCCGCGCACUUUGCGGAGUUGCACAAUCAAACGAAAAGUACUUCCCAUGCAAAUUCGUCGCCUGUUUUGCUAUCGCCUUGGUAGGCGAUCGCUUUCAGAUGCGGGAGGAUCAGGAACGAUUGCGCGAUUUCUGGUAUGCAUGCGAACGCUCACACGGGUUUCCGCCAACGACAACGAUUCAUCAAUUAGAGGAGUCAUGGGGGUGGCACAAUGAUUGA
Molecule: messenger RNA, 1455 nt
Organism: Boeremia exigua
Lineage: Eukaryota; Fungi; Ascomycota; Dothideomycetes; Pleosporales; Didymellaceae
Exons: 3
Coding region: 1-1455 (484 amino acids)
Biological process (GO): positive regulation of transcription by RNA polymerase II
Cellular component (GO): nucleus
Molecular function (GO): transcription cis-regulatory region binding; DNA-binding transcription factor activity
Source: RefSeq, a predicted model, not a curated record